AUGUAUGCUGCAUUUAUCUUAUGGGUGUAUGCUGCAUUUAUCUUAUGGAUGUAUGCUGCAUUUUUCUUAUGGGUGUAUGCUGCAUUUAUCUUAUGGGUGUAUGCUGCAUUUAUCUUAUGGGUGUAUGCUGUAUUUAUCUUAUGGGUGUAUGCUGCAUUUAUCUUAUGGGUGUAUGCUGCAUUUAUCUUAUGGGUGUAUGCUGCAUUUAUCUUAUGGGUGUAUGCUGCAUUUAUCUUAUGGGUGUAUGCUGCAUUUAUCUUAUGGGUGUAUGCUGUAUUUAUCUUAUGGGUGUAUGCUGCAUUUAUCUUAUGGAUGUAUGCUGCAUUUAUCUUAUGGGUGUAUGCUGCAUUUAUCUUAUGGAUGUAUGCUGCAUUUAUCUUAUGGGUGUAUGCUGCAUUUAUCUUAUGGGUGUAUGCUGCAUUUAUCUUAUGGGUGUAUGCUGUAUUUAUCUUAUGGGUGUAUGCUGCAUUUAUCUUAUGGGUGUAUGCUGCAUUUAUCUUAUGGGUGUAUGAUGCAUUUAUCUCAUGGGUGUAUGCUGCAUUUAUCUCAUGGGUGUAUGCUGCAUUUAUCUUAUGGGUGUAUGCUGCAUUUAUCUUAUGGGUGUAUGCUGCAUUUAUCUCAUGGGUGUAUGCUGCUCUUCUUCUCAUUGUUGUCGUUUAUCUCAUCACACAUGAAGCAAAAGCAAAAGAAGAUGAAGAAGUUUUAAUUUGUGUGAAGUGA
Candidula unifasciata is the source of this 720-nucleotide messenger RNA. NCBI's taxonomy places the organism in Eukaryota, Metazoa, Mollusca, Gastropoda, Stylommatophora, Geomitridae. The record is from the annotation of a GenBank genome assembly.